Effrenium voratum is the source of this 1660-nucleotide messenger RNA. The record is from the annotation of a GenBank genome assembly. NCBI's taxonomy places the organism in Eukaryota, Dinophyceae, Suessiales, Symbiodiniaceae.
GUUUAGCUCCCAGUCGAGGAUUUCAUGUGUCGCGGUAAAGAAGCGCCAUGGCCGCGGCGGGCUUGGCUCCGAACCUUGGACUCUUUUGUCCACCUUUGGGUCCAGCUUGCCGGGCUCCGGAGGAGUCGGGUCCAAUCGAACUGGAAGUCUUAUGCGAGAAGUUGCUCUUCGCAGCCCUGAGCCGGUCAUAUGAAAUCCCCCGCGGAUCUUUGGCGCCAGAAAUCAGCCAACUCUUCCAGUUGCUGCUGCGGAAUCUGCAGGAAGGCAUCGAGGCCUUGCGCUUGCUCGCUUGCAUGAGCUCGUUUCGCUCCUGCUACGGCAACUCCACCUUUGGCCGGCCCUGGCGUCAUCUCCGGUCCUUGGUGAAGCGGGCGUCUUCGGCGCUGGUCUCUGCCGCCGAGGGCAUCUUCGGCGCGUAUGGCGUGCCAUUGAACUUGGUGGAGAUCCCGCGACCUGCGGCGGAGAUCGGCGGACUGCCCGAGAUCUUCGACGGGGUGGAGACCUUCUACCGCGCCUUCGAAAUGGCAUUCGAUCCCAUCAUGGGAGACGUCAUCCCUCAGGUUCUGGAGAGGAAGAGCCGUUUGGAUCGCCAAAGUCGAAGCUUGCGAGUCUAUUCCCCAGAUUUCCCCCCCGAGGCCAUGGGGACUCAACUCUGGCAGCGGUACCCAGACACCUUUGCGCCAGCGUGCUCCUCGCCGGGAUCUGUGCACCAGAGAGGCCAAGCUCGCGAAGGCAUCUUCGCCUACGACAUGUCGGGCCUGCGGAUGGCCCAUCGUACGGUGGAGGAAGCCUUAGAUGAGAUCGCGAAGGCAAGGAUUGACUUGUCCUUCCAGCUGGUGAAUCUGGGGGCCAUGGAUGGCAGAUGUAGCGGUGGACCAUCCACCGACCCUGCAAACUGCCUGCUCCAAGGCUCGACUUUGUUCAACCGCUCUUGGGGCGGAGUCGUGGUUGAGGCCAGUCCGCCGGCGAUUCUCUUCGAGCGCUUUGGUGGCCGAAGCGACAUUGCGGUGGUGCCCCUGCCCGUGUUCCCCGAGAAUGCUUCGGCCAUUUUCGGCUACGGCGUCGAGGCACCUGCAGGCAGCGCCAGCCUGGAUCUGCUGAAGAUCGAUCUGGACUCCUUCGAUUGCGACAUCGUCGCCACCAUGCUGCGCAUCGGGCCGCUGGCCCAAAACCCGCCCAAGCUGCUGUACAUCGACAUCAACCCCCACAUCCCCCCGCCUUUCCUGUACAGGACCAUGUCCAGCUCGCAGAGUCGCAUCAUCCCCUUCCAGGGCUCCUCGCUGCAGUGCUUCCUGGAGGCGUCGAACGCCGCCUUUCGGCUGCUGCACGUGGAGCUCUUCAACGCGGUGCUGGUGCGCCGGGACUUGGCAGACAUCUUCCCGGAGAUCCAGGGCGCCCGAGCCUUCGAUCAAUGGGCCGCCGGCUACUUCUGCCAUCCGCUGGCGCGGGUGCUUUGGCACCGGGAGCGCAUGGUUCGCUGGGCCGGCACGGACCCCCGGGUCUGGGCGGAUGAGCGCCUGACCUUGGCGCAGCGAGGGGAGAGUCUGCUGCAGACAUUGGGCCGCGUGAGGCUCCAAACCCCGACUUUCGAGUUCUCCUUGACCUGGUGAAGCCCGAAGCGCGCAACAAGCGGACCGGACCCGGAGUUCCGAAAGAGGCC